GGGUACCAUCUGUGCAACUACACCCUGACCAAAAAUGUGUUUAAAAUGGUUGCCUACCAAAAGUCCUAUGAGAGAAACAUGUCCUGUGGAGGAUGGAUACCGUGGAUGGUGUGUCCCAGACAUACUAUAGAACCCAGUAUCGUAGCAUUGAAGUCCCUGAAACCAUCACUCUCACAGAUUGCUGUGAGGGAUAUGAACAAGUUGGACUCUACUGCUCCCUAGCACUCAACAGAUCCAGUGUAUUUGCCUCAAGACCUGGUACUUGUCCAAUGGAGAAUAUGGAAACCUCUGAUUAUCCUUGCACGUUCGAUACUGAGUGUCCAGGGCUCAAAAAAUGCUGCAACUCAUCCAGAGGAGCAGGCUGUGUGGACCCAAUGCCAGAGGGAAGAACAUUCUGGUACAACGUGACAGUGCUUGUGAAAAUGGAUUUUAAUGAAUUAAUCAGAGUGGAUUCCCACCGUCUGAAUCAUUCCCGCCUUUUGCACUCCAUGAUCACUGGCGCGUUGCAGCCCUUGAAUGCCUCUGUGCACCACAUCCAGAGCAAUCCUGCAGGGAUAUACGCCGGGACAGUGGCCUCCCAGAUUCUCCUUGGGCUGCACCAGCCGGCUCUGCUGGCUGAGGUCUCUUCUUCCCUGGCUGACGUGGUGAAACACGUGUAUGAAGUGACUGACACGCAAGUGCAAGAUGUCAAUGAAUGUUCCUAUGCUGAACUCAACGCCUGCCCCCAGAAAAGCACCUGUGUAAACCUGGAGGGUUAUUACAGCUGUGACCCUCAUGCCCAUGCCAUCCCUCACCAGCUGAGCCAAAGGAAGGAAGGUAAGAAACAUAGAUUUCACCUUGGGGAAACACAGAGGAAGUUUCUGUGGGAAUUUGCUGUCUGUCACAGGGGUCACCUGCAGAGCAAGGAUUUCUGGAGGACUCAGUGCCCCUUCUCCUCCUGCUGGGAGGAGAUGCCACAUAAGCCAGCUGUUACCUAUUUCCCCUUAGGCAUUGCAGCAUCUACUCCAAGUUCAGCAGUAGAUGCCAUUAGUACCAGCAAUAGCUCUCCUUCUGUAAUGAAUUCAAGUCUUUUGUCCAUAACUAACCAAUCUGCAGAUGCUGGAUGCUAUCCUUCUGCAGUGACAAACCACCGAAUCUUCAGCGUUACCAGCAACAGUUUCGAAAUGUCCUGGCAUGUCACUUCUCCUCUGAACCACACUUUCCAAGUCCAAGUGUUCAAGGGCCAGGAGACUGUCCAAGACCUGAAGACAGAGGAAAUGAAAAUGGAUGUGUCUCAUCUGGAGGCAGGUGUGAUGUAUUCAGUCGAGGUCCGCUAUGAAACCUGUGGAAAAACCAUCAUCUCCCGUCAAAGUGUUAAAACAGAGGCCCAGAUAUUUGGUGUUACUCUAAGGAUUCUCAACUACAACUUCACUGAUGAUUUCCAUAAUUCCAGCAGCUCAGCAUGUGAAGAAUUUUCAAGGCUGUUUCUUACAGAGCUUGAACAUUCAUUUCCACCUGACAUUUCUGCUUUAUACAAAUCUGGGAAGCUGAAAUUGCAGAUUGAAUCCCUGCAGGCUGGAAGUGUCAUUGUGAGGCUCAGAAUCACUGUGCAGGAUCCUGAGCUUCCAGUCAAUGCCUCCACAUUUGCCCCAGUGCUUUCCUACCUGCACAACAGUUCCAUGAUUUUGGUGGAUCAGCAAAACACUGCAGUAGGAGACUGGGAUGAAUGUGCUUCUCACACCGAGAACGACUGCUCUGUGUUUGCAGAGUGUAUCAAUCUGAUGGGCUCCUACAUGUGCAGAUGCAAGACAACCAUGGAUACCAAUCCAUCCAGACCUGGAAGGAACUGUGAGGGUGAGAUUGUGGAUCCUCUGGCUGAAACGAUGGCUCCUGAAACAAGAAACAGCACAGAGUUUGCUCCUGAAGAAGGAAGCCCUGCAGGCCUUGCAUCUCCUGCUGCCACUGAGACAGCGGCCUCUUCGCUGCCCCUGGGUGACAAACAAGUGUCCCACAGUCCCACCAGUGCUCCUUCAGCCCCUUGGAAAAAAGGUCUGGCAGCACAGGUGGGCUUUGACAGCCCCAAAGCCACGGGGACCACAACCAGCAAGGCACUGGCUGUGAGCACAGCGAGUCGGGCAGACACAAGUCCAUGGCAGCAAAGCUCCCUGGAAAAGGCUUCCCCUGGAGCACCACAGCCAGAGGCUGCUCUCACAGACAUUCCCACGGGCACAGCUGGGCAGGAGCAACUCAGCUCCCCAUUGCUGGCAUUUCCAAAUCAAACAGCCUCUGCUACCACCAGAAUUCCUGGUGUGCCCCAGGCCAGCUCUCGAGGUGGCCCUGGCACAGCUCUGCCGGCCACUGGGAAUGCUGGUGUUCCCACCCUCAACGCCACUCUUGGAGCAGAUGUGGAGGUGGCAAGAGAGAACAGCUCUUGGUCCCAGGAUUACACUGGACCCCUGGGGUCUCCAGCUUUUCCAGGUGCCUCUCCAGCUCCCAGCCUGGUGCCAGGCCCAACUAUGGAUCACACUGUCCAGAAGCUUAGUGGCACAGUUCGGAUAACAAAUGUGAAAUACUCCCCAGGCUUUAGCAAUACCAGCAGUGAGGAAUAUCAAACCUUUGCACAGCUCUUUGUUGAUGAAAUCCAUAAAUCUCUACCCCUCGAUGUUCUUCAGCAGGUGGAUGCUGGUGUGAUUAAAGUGCUGAUAACAGGUAUUACCAAUGGCAGCACGGUGGUAGGUUUCAGUUUAGUGGUUGCAGAAGAUGUGGAUAUCCACUGUGUCAUCACCACUUUUCGGGAUGCCUUGGAACACAGCUCCUACUUCACCAUUGACAAGAGCAGCCUCUCCAUAAAGGCACUUCCUAUCAGCCAGAAGGCAACAGUGACAGAUAAGAAACCCGUGCACAACACAGUUUUAUCUGUGACAUCUUUGCAAACUUCUUCCCCUGCUUCACUGGACUUCUCUGCUGCUGAGCACAAAGCUCUGGAGGACACCACAUUCUCCAGCACGGUGCUGCCUCCUCUCACCAAGGAUCCCGUGUCAACUCCUGAUGUUUCUCCUCAAGCGUCUCCAGCCCCCCUUGCCAAACCUGCCCAGGAGGCUUCCAUUAAAGACGCAGUGAGCGUGUUCUGUGAAAUUGAGAAGAUCGUCCUGGCCAUCCAGAAGAGGUUUUUACAGCAGGAGUCCAUCCCAGAAGCCUCCCUGUACCUGGGGGAGCCUCACUGCAAUGUGAGCAGGAGCAAUGGCACCCACGUUGUGCUGCAGGCAGGAUGGAGCAACUGCAGCACCGAGGUGGAGACUAACAUGACUAACACUGUAGUGAAAACCAUCCUUCGGAACGACGUUCCUGCUCAGGGAAUAAUCCACCACUUAAAAGUUGCCAGUCCCAUUCGCUGUGUGUUUCAAAAUGAUGCCUUGGCUUCCUCUGGGUACACUGCAGAAGGACUUUACACCAUCUUUGAGGACUUGCAUGGAUCUGGACACUUCAGAACACAAAUGCAGCUGUUUAUUGGAAACUCCCCAAUACCAAAGAACUUCAGUGUCUCUGCCAGUGAUGAUGUGCUGAUCGAAGUGGGGAUCCAGAGAGGGGACAGCAAGCUCAAGGUGGUUCUCACUGACUGCUGGGCAACUCCAACUAAUAAUUCAGUGGAUCCCCUCUCAUUUGUUUUUAUCAGCAACAGCUGUCCCAUCCCAAAUACAUACACCACACUGCUAGAGAAUGGGAACUCAAGCAAAGCCCAGUUUAAGAUGAAAAUUUUUUCCUUUGUCAACAAUUCUGUGGUUUACUUACACUGCAGAAUUCGUAUCUGUAUGGAGACACUGGGAAGGACCUGCAGGACAAGAUGCCACCCCAUGGUUCGGUUCCUGAAGGCUGGAGAAGUCAUUGCUACACACAGAACAUCCUGGGGACCCCUGUGUAAAGCAGCUGCAUCUGAUUUGAAGAGGGAAAAGGAGGCUGGAAUGGGAGUUGGAUAUAUCAUCCUCAUUGCCCUUACUGUGGUUGGGUUUGUGCUGGGAGUUGUGAGCCUUCUCAUUUUCCAGUACCAGCGAAAGAUGGGAAGACACAACUUCAGAAUCAAGUCUGACAACAUCAGCUACCAAGUGUUCUACGAUUAGAGAUCCUCAGGUUACCUUGUGUGAAGGCCACAGAAGGAAGAAAGAAACUGUUCUUGCCUGUUUUCAAAUGCUGCAGGACUACAGAGGAGGAAGGCAGCAUUGUGUUCUUCAUCUUCCUUCAUGGCUUCCAUCUCAGGCAGAGUAAAUGACACACCACCUGAAAAGAACACCAAUAACCAUUUCCCUAAAAGAAGCACAUCACUUUUGUUUUUGGACCAUGGAUUGGCACAAUAAAGGAGACAAACUUUAGCACUCUCUUUAUAAACUUGCUUCAGAAGUUUUCCCUUUCUGCAAUAGCUUGGGGAUUUUUGGUGGUUUUUUUUUGUUUGUUUGUUUUUAAGAAAUAUUUUUCAAGAAAAUAGUGGGAUGUUAAACAUAAAGAGCUGGAAAUGUUGAUGAUCCAUGAAUACUGCACACAAGUGCCUGCACAGAGUCUGAAAAGAUAGCUCUGAGGAGACUUAACCACUGUCACACAUUCUGUCUCUGCAACUUGGGAAUUUAACACUUUCCCAGAAUACCAUAGGGUUCAGCACUUUUUCUGUAAAAAUUAGUGUGUUCUAGCAGCUCACCACCAUUUGGCUUGCUUGCCUCUUUAAGAGGAGGAGAGAGAGGUGAGAAAGCUGGCAGGCUGAAAAAGAACACCUCACUCAGUGGAAAAAGAGAAGAGAAAAAAGAAACAAUUUUUGCUGCUGGCAGCCCAUGAUUAUUACUACUUCACAACUCAAGGAUGUUUACCGUGGAUCAGAUUCUGUUCCUGGAAACAGGCUUGUUUGACAUUGUUACCAGAGUUAGUCAGCAACCCUUUCCUGGGGGGAGGGCUCCUGCAUGACAGUGCAGCUGCCGUGACUACACUGAUUUUACUGGACUCAUCAUGAUGGUAUUUGCAGAUAAUUUAGUUCGAUUCACCCGCAGUAAUGCUUGAUAUAAAUCACAGAGAAAGGGCAGGGAACACUGUACCCCAGCUAUCAACUUGGGAAUCUUGAAUAGUAGUCACCAGUAGCUCAUUGUCUCCCAGUUUUACAGUCACAUUGAUCACACUCUUUGUGACACCCAUCUGUGGGCAGCUCCCAGGAGAUGGCUGCAGGUGAGGGUGAUGCUCUGAUGGCUUCCCAAAGGCUGGGCAGGGCUACCUGUUGGGAUUCCAAAGGGAUGAUACCCAGGACUCCUUGGACUAACUCCAGCAGCUGUACAGUUCCAUCAGUGACGCAAGUCCCACCAUGGAGCCAUAAAGGGCAUAUUGAGGUUCAUUAAAAUAAAACCAGAAUAUGAAGCCUCUGAGUCUCUCCACAGAGAGAAGAAUGGCUUGCCUUGUAUUCAUCACCCUGCUCUCCUGAGUGGUCAUGGGUGUUUACAACACCUGAUAGUAAUGGGAAUUCUGGAGUUGUGCAAACAGAGUGCAGCAUGAAGGAUAUUGUCAGGCUCAUAAUGCUUACACACCACGUUGGAGUCUCAGCUAAUGGCUCCUUUCAGAAGGUGGAGCUACUCAGCUCUUCUUUCCUAUAUAUUAACUUUCUUUGAAAGUUACUUUCUUUGAUUUCUCAAUCAUGAUUAAUUUGUUUUAAUUCUUUUUCCUAGUGGGAUCAUAUCUCAUCACGUGGAGAACUGAAGCUUGUCUUCACUCAACAUUUGGCUUGCAUUGCUCUUCUCAGUAGUGGACUGGAUGGGUUGCAACACUGACCCUUCCAAAUUAUUAUCCUACAUAAAGGGCUUCUAAACACUCUGUUUCCCCCCCCCCCCUCUUUUUUUCUUAGCAAUCUGGCUCUUCCCUGGUGUCCUAAGAACUAUUAAUGACUACAGCUCCAGCUUCCAGUGAAUUUUGGCAGUUUUUUCCAUGGAUAAAACAGAAGGGAAAAACCAAAGACCUCAUUAUUAAAAUUCCAAGAUUUGGCUCUCCCACUGUGCCACAUCACGAUGUGCCCAUCUCAGCAUCACUUGUGCCCUUACUCUUGACAAGCUGCCUGUUUUUAUAAAUAUUCCAGGAAGUGAAUCAUCAAACCUGCAGAGAAAUCUCUUUUUUGCUUUGUAAUUCACUGUUUACUUAAGGUGAGGUGGAAACUUGGAGCUGCAACAACGUUGAAGACCUAAUUGUGCAACCCCUUAAGUAUACUGAGAACCUGGAGAACAAGCAUUGGAUUUGCCACCAAGUAAGGGAAAGACACCAUGAAUCCGGGGCUUAACCUGCUCAGAGUGUUCUUCAGCACUCUGAUUUUGAGAUUUGAUGGAAAAUUCUGUAAUUGACAAGGACUCAGUGGAAAAAGAGAAGAGGAAAAAAAAACCCCGAUUUUUCCUGCUGGCAGCCCAGAUAAGUCAAUUGGUACCUGUAUAUUCUGUUAAUUAGACCAUAAUGAUUGUACAGUCAAGCCACAAGUGAGAGCACUCCAAUUAUAACUGAAUAGUUUAUAUAUUUGAGCUGAGUUUUGCCUGGCUGCAAGACCAUUAUUGCUGCAGCAAAGGCUCAAUUUACACACUCCAUUGGGCACAACAAGAGUUUGUUCACCUGGAUAAACUGGAACAAAAGCCACUUCCACACAGUAAGCAUCUCCUGCAGGAUUCUUUCCUGGAGUGCUCUUCUCUGCUGCCCCAAAACUCCACUUCAGGGAGUGUGUUGGAAGAUGGAGAGUGAAAUGGUGGUGUAACUUGUCCCACCUCCCCUUUAUUCUGUUUGCUGCAUGUGCUCCUCCCACACAGUGACAGUCUGCUCUGUCUGGGUCACAUCAAUUUAUAAUGAACAAACUAAUUCCUCCUCAAUACCAAUAGACAACAUUAUAAAUAAUUCUUAGUGGAAAUUGGUCCUUAACCCGAAGGCAUGAACACUUUUAGUAGCCAUAGCACUUAGGUGCUGAUUUUUUGGUACAGAACAGAAUAGGAAAGUUGCUUUUCUAUCCCCCUAGUCCAAUUUCUGUUAGGUAAUAAGAUUAACGGGGUAAAAGACUUCCACAUUUUGCAAAAGGUGAUACUAAUGGAUCUUAGAGGUUUUAUAUACACCGUUUAAAUAUAUAAAUACGUUUCAGAGUUAGUCAUUUGCAUUAGGCUUUGGAUUCAGGUGACUGUGUAAGGAGUAAAACACUUUGACUUAACUUGUCCUUGCUACCAUACCAGAUCUUGAUAUAUAUAUAUAUAUAUAAAUAAUUUAGUUGUCAUUAGUGAAACUAAAUUAUCUUUGCAGUCAUAGAGUCUGACGAACAUAGAAGCAUAGAAUGGUUUGAGUUGGAAGGGACCUUAAAGACCAUCUAGCUCCAAGUCCCUGCCAAGGCAAGGGACACCUUCCACUAGACCAGGUUGCUCAGAGCCCUGUCCAGCCUGGCCUUGAAAACCUCCAGAGAUGGGGAGUCCACAACUUCUCAAAAUAACCCUUAGCUUUUGUUAUGUAGGAGUCUCUCAACUUUUGCUCAGUUUUCUCUCAAAUAUGUAAUGUGUUUGCCUUCUGCACACAGUGAAAGAAUAAGCUAUUUUGUUACAAAUAUUUUUCUAGUUUUUAGUAUUUGCAAUCCUGGACUCCUUGGAGGUGACAGGACUAGAGAUCUGCCCAUUGAUUUUGGUGGAGCUAUGCCAUUUACAAGGGCUGAGCACUAACCUUUAGAGAAAAUGCAAACCAAUAGCUUGUCCCCCAUGCUUUGGAUGAUCAGCAGAAACUGCUGUUGUGACUGAGCCUGUUCAGAAGAAUUUUCAUGCCUUAAU
Pseudopipra pipra is the source of this 7772-nucleotide messenger RNA. It is a transcript of the gene UMODL1, whose product is annotated as uromodulin like 1. The transcript has 20 exons. Gene Ontology annotation, cellular component: extracellular region; cell surface. The record is from RefSeq and is a predicted model, not a curated record. The coding region runs from base 93 to 4094 and encodes 1333 amino acids. Gene Ontology annotation, molecular function: peptidase inhibitor activity; calcium ion binding; protein binding. NCBI's taxonomy places the organism in Eukaryota, Metazoa, Chordata, Aves, Passeriformes, Pipridae.